Molecule: messenger RNA, 683 nt
Organism: Drosophila santomea
Lineage: Eukaryota; Metazoa; Arthropoda; Insecta; Diptera; Drosophilidae
Product: rhodanese domain-containing protein CG4456
Exons: 1
Coding region: 95-562 (155 amino acids)
Cellular component (GO): mitochondrion
Molecular function (GO): thiosulfate-cyanide sulfurtransferase activity
Source: RefSeq, a predicted model, not a curated record
AACAGCUGACAGCCGGCAUUCAUUUGUUGUUCUCUGAGAUUUUACGUAAUAUUGUUAUUUAUUGUGAAUUUAAUUGUUUAUAAAGCACAUUAAAAUGAUGAUGCGCCACUGUAUGAUGGCCUUGAGGGUCGCCAGAUCCCAGAUCCCGCUCAGCGCCGCCAGGAGCACUCAAAGCAAUCUCCUCCAGCGUUUCUACGGCAGUCAAGCUCCUCAAAUUGGAGUCGUGGACUACGAUGUGGUCAAGAAACUGCCCAGCGAACCACAGAAACUGCUCAUCGAUGUCCGGGAGCCGGAGGAGCUGAAGGAAACUGGACAGAUCCCCGCCAGCAUCAACAUUCCUCUGGGCGUGGUGAGCCAGGAAUUGGCGGCCAGUGAGCAGCUUUUCAAAUCCAAAUAUGGCAGGGAAAAGCCAAAGCCAGAUACGGAGCUUAUAUUCCACUGCAAGAUUGGCAAAAGGAGCCUUAAGGCUGCAGAAGCUGCAGCCGCUUUGGGAUUCAAGAAUGUAAAGAACUACCAGGGAUCUUGGCUGGAUUGGGCCGAACGAGAAGGUCUGCCCAAGUGAAUAAUAUUGCUAUGCGAAUAUAUGCAUAAUUCAAUAUUUUGGAGUGUUUAUUCCAGUUCCCCAAACAACCCGAUUACUCACGUUUAAAAAUAAACAAUUAUGUGCUUUGGCAAGUCGUAAA